AUGCUUACUGGUCUCCGGGUUCGUGGGUCUCUGAUGGAGAAGUACAACAUUUUGGCCAAAGUUGGUGCGGACUCCCUUGAAUAUCAACGGCACAUCAUUGGAGUUCUCACCAAGCAAGAGCUGACAAAAUGCCAGACCAUGAAGCGACAGUAUCUGCAGCAAGUCCGAGCGUGGCAAGCUCAGUUUGAGAAGAAAUACCGGCGAAAGCCUAAUCCCGCGGACCGACCGACUGGAAUUGUUCGUCUUCAAGGGCGUUGUAUGGCCCUUAAUGAGCGGAUGCAAGAGCUAAAUGACCGCCUGGCUGCUGCUCACGGCAGCAUUUACCGGUUGAUUUCGAGCAAGGGGGUUCUAGCGAUCGACGCAACCAGUCCGUCAGGUUCCUUUGAUCAAGGUGGAGGGAAAAGGUCACCUGCACAGAAAGCAUUCUUGAAUCGUUUCGGCUCACAGUGA
Phytophthora sojae is the source of this 450-nucleotide messenger RNA. RefSeq lists its product as hypothetical. The record is from RefSeq and is a predicted model, not a curated record. The coding region runs from base 1 to 450 and encodes 149 amino acids. NCBI's taxonomy places the organism in Eukaryota, Oomycota, Peronosporomycetes, Peronosporales, Peronosporaceae. The transcript has 3 exons.